Cuscuta campestris is the source of this 2173-nucleotide messenger RNA. NCBI's taxonomy places the organism in Eukaryota, Viridiplantae, Streptophyta, Magnoliopsida, Solanales, Convolvulaceae. The record is from the annotation of a GenBank genome assembly.
AGUGCCACGUGUGACGAUGGAAAUCACAAAUUCCUACGAAGAAGCCCAAUUUCCCUUCCCCCCUGCUCAGAAUCGGCGAUACAAGGCAAAAGAAGAGAGAUAGAUCAUCUGCGCGCAAAUGGCAACCUCAGUCACGAGUUCAGUUUAUGCCCUAAGGCCGUCCUCCGCCGUCACCGGGAAGAAAACCGCCGCGAGGGGGCUGCCCUCGCUCGCCAGAACCACCACGCUAAGACUCGUUGCCAGCGCCGGCGGCAAGAAACUCAAGACUGACAAGCCUUUCGGUAUAAAUGGAGGAUUGGCCUUGAGGAAUGGUGUGGAUGCCUCUGGUAGCAGGACCAAGGGAAAAGGCGUGUACCAAUUUGUUGACAAAUACGGGGCUAACGUCGAUGGAUACAGGUGAUGUGUGUGUGUGCGCGCGCGCGCGUGCGUGUGUGUGUUGUAUACUUGUACCUAUCAUACAAUGCUUAGCAGAUAGUGGCGGAGCUAAUUAAGGUCAAUGGGUUGCACUCAACCCCAUGUCCUAAUGAAAAUAUCAAUAUGCUCACAAUUUUUGUAGUGAAAACUUGCAUCCCUUUCUAUUGGACCCCUUAAUUUAAACUCAAGUCCAAUUAAAUUUGACCCAUAAUCCAAAAAAAGAAACCCAAAUAUUUCAGUGGCUAUUCUUUUAAUGAAACCUUUCAAAGAUCUUAACAAUCAGAAGAUCCCUCAGCAAUCUCAUGGAGUACUUUAUUAUGAAAACCAAUAGAUUUCAAGGGCUCAGUGUUAACUGUUAACCAAACUUUUAAUUAUUUGUUAAUAUUGGCUGAGUUUUAUCUUAACUAUAUUAGUAUUUUAUUGCAUUUCGAUGAUAUUGAUGUACAUUGGUGCUCCUCACAAUAAAAAAGUACUCGCUCCGCCACUGUGUGUGUAUAUAUCAUAUACGUGUGUGUGUGUACGUGUUACCAGAUUAAACGAUUUCAUGUAAUUGACACUUGGUGUAAUUUCAGUCCCAUCUACAAGGAGGAGGAAUGGUCUCCCACGGGUGAUGUUUAUGUUGGAGGUACGACGGGAUUGGCGAUAUGGGCAGUGACGCUUGCCGGUCUUCUUGCCGGAGGUGUCCUUCUGGUUUACAACACCAGUGCUUUGGCACAGUAAAACAUAAUUUUAGCUUCUUUUGUUUCUAGCAAAUUAUGCCUCUGAAUGAAUUGGGGUCUAUGUAAUUGCAUGUUCAGAACCAUAUCUUAUACUACAUUUGGUGUGAUAUAUAACAUGUUUUGUAUGAAAUGAAAUUGCUCUAUAAUUUAACAUGAAACGAAAAUAGGCUAACAAAGUGAAUAAAGUUUGACCCAAUGAAUAGUGAACGGGAACUUUAUUGUUCGAGGAAGUGCGUAUUAUUCUUAAUCUAAUGACGCACAACGAGUCAAUAUCCCCUCUACGCUUCGAGAACCUCGGUAAACUUCACCAUGACUCCAAUCCUAAAUGGUUUGCUCUUCACCAAAAAUGAGUGGGCAUACAAAGGGAAUUUUGUCAAAAAAGUAGAGAAUGUAAGUGAGAGAGGGCCUCGGGAUUCAGGGGAAAUGUUAGUGUCAGGGAAACAUGUGAAAACUAUUGAAUUUAAUUGAAUUUUACAAUAGCCUGUGAUUAAUUUAUCAGCUUUUUGAAUGUUUGUGUAGGCAUUUAUAUGCAGAGCUUGAAAGAAUCCGAGGAAGAGGAUAUGUACAAAAACGCAACUAAGAUCCAUGUAAUAAGAAAUAAAUUACUGAAAAAAAUUAAUAGUUAUAUAAACAUUUUUUAAAAAGAUUUAAAACAAUAACAAUCACGUGCAAUUUUCAAAUUUAUUUUUGUCGCUCUAGAGUUCCGCUUGAGUAGCCAAAUUAUAUCGUACAUCGGGAUGUUGCCUAUUUUUAUGUACAUAUCCAAUGAGUAUCAUAAACUCGUAAAUAUAGAAAGGCGGAAAGGCAUGAUAAGAGAUAGAAGAGCUUGUUCUCUCCACCUGAUUUGAUUGGAAUAAACUAUAAUCUAAAUAUAAUUAUGUUCAAAGGAAUAUUUGCACCGAAUAGUACUAAAACUUAAGUCAUUUCCCUAAAUAGCACUUAAGCUGUUUUAUUCCCUAAAUGACACUUAAUAAUGUUUAGAAGCAGGAAUAAUAUCUAAUGAUGACGAACAUUAACUUGAAUAAUGACUAAGGGAUAAU